CGCCCUGGCCCUGACUGCUCCAGCACCCCGCUCCUCCGCAGCAGCGGCAGACUGGCCAACGGAGCCACGCAGUACACAGUACGCAGUACGAGGCUGCCUGAAGAGAGCCUUCCAGCUGUUCUGUGGUUGGAGCCCUGACUAUGGCAGCCAUUCUUCUGAGAGCAAAGCCCAAGGUACCAGUAUCUUUUGAGGAUGUGUCUGUGUACUUUACAAAGACAGAAUGGAAGCUUCUUGAUCUCAAACAGAGGAAUCUCUACAAGCAGGUCAUGCUGGAGAACUACAGUCAUUUGGUGUCAGUGGGAUUUGCUUUCUCAAAGCCUAACCUGGUGUCUCAGCUGGAGCGAGGGGAGAAGCCCUGGAUUGCAGAUGGUGGAAUGGGGACUGCAACAGGAUCCUGUGCUGGGAAUGGGAUAAAGAACAAGACACUGACUUCAAAACCAAAACUUUUUGGAAGAGGUCUCCUUGGAGACACCUCAGGAUCGUCAGUGCAGAGACGUCCUCAUGACUUCAGGCCAAAUACCACUGUAAGGUACCAGCACUCCAGAAUCGCAGAUAAGCGCUAUCUGUGUCAGCAAUGCGGAAAAUCCUUCAGCCGCAGCUCCAAUCUCAUCAAGCACAGGAUCAUCCACAGUGGCGAGAAACCCUACAAGUGCAGCGAGUGCGGGAAGUUGUUCCGGCGAAGCUUGGCGUUGCUGGAGCAUCAGCGCAUCCACAGUGGCGACAAGCCCUUUGAGUGCGAGGAGUGUGGCAAGACCUUCACGCGCAGCUCCAACCUUGUUAAGCACCAGAUCAUCCACAGCAGCGAGAUGCCAUUUAUGUGCCGAGUGUGCGGCAAGGUGUUCCGGAGGAGCUUCGCACUACUUGAGCAUGCGCGCAUCCACAGUGGCGAGCGGCCUUACGAGUGCAGUGAGUGUGGCAAGGCAUUCAGUCGCAGCUCCAACCUCAUUGAGCACCAGCGUACCCACAGCGGCCAGAAGCCCUACAUCUGUCAGGAAUGCGGCAAGGCCUUCAAGGGCAUUUCGCAGCUCAUCCACCACCAGCGCAGCCACCGUGGUGGCAGGCCGUUCUCAUGCCGCGAGUGCGGUAAGGCCUUCCGUGGCCACUCGGGCCUUAGCCAACACCAGCGAGUGCACAGUGGGGAGAAGCCCUAUGAGUGCACCGAAUGUGGCCGGGCCUUUGGUCGCCGGGCCAACCUCUUCAAGCACCAGGUGGUGCAUGGUGGUGUGAGGCUACAGCGUCAUGGCCUUGGGAAGGGGCUCCGGCAUGGCUGCAUGCUCCUGGAGCAUAGGCGCUGGCUCCGCAGGUCAUGGCCCCAGGAAACUGGGGAAGGCAGCUCGUCAGAGCCCCAGCCCAUUGACACCAAUGAGAAGCCUCAAGUGUGUGAGCUCUGCUGCCAGGUCUUCGAUAACAAGUUGCUGCUGUGUCGCCAUUUGCGCAUCCAUGACGAAGAUGACAAGAAACAGAAGCUGAUUACUGCCAGCACCUCAGGUUUGGAGGAGAAGUCGCAGCUCAGCCAGGAUCUGGAAUCCCAGCCAGCAGAGGAAAGCGACAGCGAAAGCAAUGAAAGUUUCCUGUGUGCUGAGAAGGCCCAGGGCCCAUCCUCACCUUGAGACUGGAAACAGCAAACUCAGAAUGACAGGGUGGCUCCUACUCGAAGCAACUCAGAAUGACAGGGUGGCCCCACCCACCCAGUAUAAUCUGCCCUACUCCUUCCUUCCCUGAUGGGUAAAAAAGGAAGGCUCCCUCCCUAGUCUUUGAUUAUACAGUUGAUGCCUAGAGAUUGCACAGGAAGGCUCCUCAAGAAGCCUAGUCAGGGUCCUCCUGUGUGUGCUUGGGUGUGUCAGUGAGGUCUCCAGGUGAUUAGAUUUGCAUAAUACAGAGUUGAUCUCUCCCAUCCCUAUGAGAAUUGCCUGAUAUGGUUGGGAGAAAAGCAGCAGUGUCCAGUCAACACUAAGCACAGUUACUUUGAAGUUUACAUAGGGAUGACCCAUGUCCUUUCUCUUGUUAAAGUGUUAGUGGGGUGGUUGCCUCCCCUUAAGAGUUGUUUGUAUUUCUAUUUUGAGCAUACUAAAAGCACUUUAUUCCAUUAAAAGUAUAUAAAUUGAAGAGGGCUACACUAUCGGUGAAAACUUGGACACUAUGUAUGUGCCCCUGCUGCUGCUUGGAGGGUCUGUACCAAAUCUUGCAGAGAGGCUAAGGUCAAGGGACCCUGAGGGUCUCCUUUUUGGGAAAGGAGCCCCUUUCCUCUGGUCUCUCACAGGAAAAAGGUCUAGGUAAAACACAGCAGUAUUUGUACCCCUCCUCCCCUCCCACUUAGUGAAGGCCAUACUGGCCACUCCUUCUCCUCUACCCCAGUGCCUAAAGCUUUAAAUUUGUCUGCUAAUCUAUUUUAAGGCAACCCAUUGUGUGGUGGUGACAGGUUAGGAAUUUGCACUUAGGUAGCCCCUAAAAUGAGUCUGGUCAGACAGUUAUCAGAUGACAUUUCUUAGAAUAUUAAAGUUGCCUUCCCAAGCCAUGACUGAUGGUAUGGUGGCAAAUCUGGCCCUUUGAGUGAUGUGACAACUCCCACCUCCCUUCCUUUAAACCUGACUGGCUCUUUAACUGGAACUUUACUGAAAAGGAAGCCAGAGGCAGUCCUAGUCCUCCUUUGCUGUCCCCAGGAGAUCUUUCCCUUGGUAUAGUCACCUCAGCAUCCUGGGUAGCAAGCUACUCUCUAACCCUCUCCUAUCCCGGAGGACAGAAAGACUUUGUCACAAAGGCUGCCUAUAGACAGGUUGGUGGUACAGGUGAAGUGCAGGCAGCUCUUGAGCACUCCAAAGAAGAGUGAUAGCACCUUCUGUGCUAUUUGAGUGAGGCUCAAAGACAGCUGCAUCCUGAUAAAUAUGGGAAGGUCUAGAAACCCAGGAUGCUGGUUGGAGCCCUGAUCAUAAGAAUACGGGCGUGCACGUGCAUGCGAGAACACACACACACACACACACACACACACACAUACACACACACAGGUUUUAUGUAUAUAAAAUGUUUUGUGUGAAAUUCCCGUUUGUAACGUGCUCUUAUCUCUGUCUUCUAGUAGAUCCCCAUCUUCUAGUCCUGUGAUUGUUCUCUUGCCUGUGAGCCUGCAGCUGUGUAUCAUGCUCAGCCUUGUGUCUGCACUUCAAACCCCAUGCUGAGUACUAGUGAAAAAGCCUUGGUCUCUUGGUCUGCUGUAUUUGAGCUAUGUAGUGGUUAGCUUCAGUGGCUCAUGGAGGUAGUCCAGAGUAUCUGUCACUUAGGUCUCCCUAUAGAAAAAGAGAUGCUAAGAACAGUGCCUUUUAAGUCCCUGGUGGAUUAAUUGCUCAGACGAUCUCUGCUAGGCCUGGCACAGAUAGAGGAAACUAGGUCUCAUCCAGAGAAGGUGCCUACAGUGGGAGGCUCUGUGCAAACUCUGUUACAUGCUCUUGGGUGUUGAUUUCCAUGACUCUAGGAAGUGAAUGAAUGAAACCUAUCCUCCAAGCCAGUCACCAGCUCCUAUAACCAAGAAUAAGUCCCUAGGGGAAGGGUCAUGUGCAGGCGUUUUCAUCAGAAAGUGGGGUCUGCAGGGAGAGAUGUGUAGAGCACUUCAGAGGGGAAUACCCUGAAAUGUUCCAGGGUCCCCAAUUGUUGCCUAGUACAUAGCAACACAUCUCUUUGUCAGUUCUCUACUUUAGUUCCUGCUCCUAGGUAUCAUGCUCAGUCUUGUGUCUGCACUCCAAACCCCGUGCUGGCAGGUAGAGCAGUGAGUUUUCUCAGGUAUAGUAAGCAGGUAUGUAAAAUUAACAGAAUGGGUUUCUCCUGGAAUAAAGCCAGAGUAACCAGAGGGAUACUUGUGCUUUUCCUUGUUUUGUGCCUGAAAAUUGCUUCAUCCCUCAAGCUGGAUGGGGAAUGGGGCUGAUUGAUCAUUUGUGUGUUUUGAGGGGCAACUAGAUUAUAAAAGUUUAAACUGUCAAAACUCCUGUUGUUUUCCAGUUACCCUCUUCCUGUUCCCCCAUACCUUACCUUUGGACUAUUUUCCUUGUAAGACUUUGACUGCUUUUCAGUUGCUGUGUGAAUGGCCUAGCAGUGUCUCCAGGAAACUGCAAGAUGAUCUUCUCUGAAUUUAUCAUUAGGUAUAAUUUUCAACAUUUUUGUUGGUUGAAAAAAAAAGACAGCUACUUGGAAAGGGGCUUUCCCAUGUGGAGAGGAGCUGUUCCCAGGAUUAAAGUAAAUAAAGGUAGUGGAUUCAAGGUCACAGGCAACAGUCACAUCUGACCUAAAAAGACCCUCGUGUGAUGCUAGACUUUUGGGGAAGGGUUUGCUUCCCAUGUGGGAGGCCCUGCCUUAUCUGCCCAGGGUGCAGGUUCUCACAGGACCCCAUGCUGCAACUCUGAGACCAGAUUUGUGUAAGUUUCCUUAAGAGAAAACUCCAUCAGUAUCCUAAGAUGCACCACUAUACCUGCCUUCUGGUUUUUGUUUGUUUUUUUUUAUUUGCUACCAAGUUUCAGGCAACAUGGAAGCAUUCACCCUUUCAGCUUUCCAGAUAUGGAGCAGAUUUUUCCAGACAGUAGGGACUUCAGGUGUGUGUGGGGGCAGGGAAUCUUGCUGAAGAGUGCCUUGGUUGGGAGUGGGGAGGAUGAAGUGUAUUAGGGAAGCUCAGAAUGCACACAGGCUUCUCUAGGACAGUUCUGAGUCAGGAGCUCCAUUAGUCUGCAGUAUGGAGCGCCUAGGAUGACGUGUAGAAAGUCAGACUCUAGCUGAUCCCAGAUGAGGAACAAUUUUCGUAAACAAAAAUCGCAGUUAGUGUUAAUGACAUCUACUAUGGGCAUGAGUGCACACCUUACCAGCCGCUAUGGUCAUCUAGAUACAUUUUAGGUCUGUGAAAUAUCCACAUAGAGAUGGCCACCAUGAAGAGGUAGUGUGAAAAAAGAGGAAGGGGUCCCACACAUCUUCCUCUGAGUCCCCACUUGCCCUGGCAUUUAUAGCUAGCUUCAUGUUCUUGUGAGUCCUAAUUCAUCUCUGAUUUCACAAAACAAUGGCCCUCUGAGAUUUCUGGACAUUUUCUUUGUAAAGGGGGUUUCUUUGGGGGACUGUUGCUUUAAGCUUGUGUAACUCUAUGGAGCCCAGGCUGGCCUUGCACUCUUAACCUUUCUGCCUCUACUUCCUAAGUGCUGGAAUUACAGGUUUGGGCACCAUGCCUGACUUCUGCAGAUUCUUACAGUCUUAUAUUAAAAGCACCAUCAAGUUCAAAGCCUUGCACAUUUUUUAGAACAAUGCCUCCUUUUGUGCUCAGUAACGUUAAGUCUGGUCCCUCUCCAUCACUUGGGAAUGUUGAGAGCAAAAAUGAAGGCUUACUGUGCACUUGGGAGGCUCCUGACUCAUUAACGGUCUUUAGUAAAUUGAUAGGUGUAUAUACAGCUUAAAGUGUGCAAUUGUGGGUGGAUUGUGAUGGGUGUCUGUACUCUUAGAACAAUCCUUACUCUCAAGUCAGUGAACAUUCAGCAUCUUAGCCAAUAACUCCUGCUUUCUGCCCCUCCCUGUCCCCUGUCCUUACAACCACUGCUUUCCAUCACUAGCGAUUAACUUCUAUAUAAAUGAACUUCCACAGUGUUUGUCUGGACUCUCAGUGCUAUUUUGUAAGAUGUUUCCAGGUGUUUGUGUGUAUAUUCACACUUCAUAUUUAUUCCAUUGUAUACAUGCCUCCAAUAUAUGUUGAUGCCAAUUAAUUAAUAUUUACAUUCUUUCCAGUUUGAGACAAAUAAAGCUGCUAUGAGUAUUUAUAUCCA
Messenger RNA from Mesocricetus auratus (golden hamster), 5777 nucleotides. It is a transcript of the gene Zfp92, whose product is annotated as ZFP92 zinc finger protein. The record is from RefSeq and is a predicted model, not a curated record. Gene Ontology annotation, biological process: regulation of DNA-templated transcription. Lineage: Eukaryota; Metazoa; Chordata; Mammalia; Rodentia; Cricetidae.